Molecule: messenger RNA, 1242 nt
Organism: Drosophila pseudoobscura
Lineage: Eukaryota; Metazoa; Arthropoda; Insecta; Diptera; Drosophilidae
Exons: 2
Coding region: 176-1123 (315 amino acids)
Cellular component (GO): cytoplasmic microtubule
Source: RefSeq, a predicted model, not a curated record
ACUCUAUCCCCUUUCUGAUGUGUGCGGCAGCCGGCACCGAGAGCUCAGUACAUUUUUACACUCGAAGCAGAACGCACACGUAGCAAAAAUCUCAAAUAAUAUUUUUUUGGAAAUAUUUUCUCGCUCUGUUUUUUUGAUUUUUGGUGAAAGUCAAGGCCAUAGGUAGGAACGAAACAUGUCCAAGACGGUACUCAACGGCCAGAUGGCUUCUGCGUCGGCUCUUCGGGCUCCGCUGUGGCGCCCCGUGGUGAUGCACUAUCCGAAAAAGCUGCUCCCGCACGGACAGAUGCGUCGUCGGGAGCCGGCUAUUGGCUACCCGGCCUCCUACCAGUCAUCCAAGCUACGCUGCGGCCUGACGCAGCCCUUCGCCUUCGACCAUGGCCGCCCCGGCCAGUACUGCCCGGAGUGUCUGUGCAACAAGGACAGGAACCAUGGUGGCGGUGGCGGUGGUGGUGACAUGGACGAUACUGUCUCCCAGUGCUCGCGUGUGUCCAGGGCUUCAAAGCGCUCCAUACGCUCCACAAAAUCCAAGCGCGACGACGGCGAUGGGGAUGCUCCCCUCAGCCAUCGCAGUGAUACCUCUGUAAAGACCGUGAUAUCUACGGCCACACUGAAGAGCGGCCACAGCAAGAGAUCGCCAUCCCAGGAGACGGUCAAGUCCUGUGCCACAGUCAAGUCAAGUGCUUCGAUCAAGUCCAACGUCUCCGUCAAGUCCAAUGCCACAGUCAAGUCCAAUGCGACAGUCAAGUCCAAUGCGACAGUCAAGUCGAGUGCCGGAGGCGUGAAGGAGUCCAAGGCAGACACAGUCCGGGCCAAGGCAAGCCGUCACUCCCAAAUCGAGAUAAUGCCACACCCCCACCCGGGCCCCAAGCAGCCCCCGAAGGAGGCACAGACUGGAUACGAGAACUACGGUCCCAUGACGAACGCGGAGCGCAAGGCUGCCCUCGACGAGGCCCGAUUCAAGUACGACAAGCUGAUCGCCGAGUACAACCAUCUGCCGGUGUCAGUGCCGACGCUGCGCGUGCGCAACCGCAAGAUCGACAUCGAGCGGGAGCUGGACGAGCUGGACUACAACAUCAACAUGUUCGACCAGCCGAACAUCAACGUCUACUACCGUCGUUAACUUUGAUAUUGAUGUUGAUUGCUUUCGUCUAUUUUUUUUUCUUUUUAGUUUUAUUCAAAAUUUGAUUAUUUUUCCAGAGCCACACAGACCAAAACAGACACAGUAAACAGUACUACACA